CACGCUGCCGGAAGCGGAAAUAGCGCCGGUCUCCGCCGGAGGGGCAGUAACUGCUGUCGCGAUGCCGAAGGCGCCCAGGCAGCAGCCACCCGAGCCAGAGUGGAUCGGCGACGGAGAGAGCACCAGCCCUGCAGAGAAGGUGGUGAAGAAAGGGAAGAAAGACAAGAAGACCAAAAAGACGUUCUUUGAGGAGCUGGCGGUGGAUGGUAAGCAGGCUGGCGAGGAGGGAAAGGUGCUCAGGGAGAAGCAGGAGCAGCCACAGCCGCAGCAGCAAAAGAAGAAGCGGGACACCCGGAAGGGCCGGCGGAAGAAGGAUGUGGAUGAUGACAGUGAGGAGCAGGAGCUCAUGGAGCGCCUUCAGAAGCUCUCGGUGCCUGCCAGUGAUGAGGAGGAGGAAGUGCCAGCCCCAGCGCCCCGAGGAGGAGGAAAGAAAGCCAAGGGCAGUAAUGCGUUUGCAGCCCUGAUUCAGGACCAGAGUGAGGAGGAAGAAGAGGAGGAAGAAAAACACCCUCCCAAGCCUGCCAAGCCAGAGAAGAACCGGAUCAAUAAGGCCGUAUCUGAGGAACAGCAGCCUGGGCUCAAAGGCAAAAAGGGAAAGGAAGAGAAGUCAAAAGGGAAGCCCAAGCCUCAAAAUAAAUUUGCUGUUCUGGACAAUGAAAAGGAAGAUGGAGAAGAUGAGGAGGAAAUAACAAAAGAAAAGGAGCCUCCCAAGCAGGGAAGGGAAACGGCUGAGCAGGGUUCCGAGGAAGAAGAUGAGGAGGGCGAGAGUAAGGUGGAUGAUCCCUAUGCUCACCUGAGCAAAAAGGAGAAGAAAAAGCUAAAGAAACAGAUGGAUUAUGAGCGCCAGGUGGCUUCAUUAAAAGCAGCUAAUGCCGCCGAAAAUGACUUCUCCGUGUCCCAGGCAGAAGUGUCCUCCCGCCAAGCCAUGCUGGAAAACGCAUCUGACAUCAAGCUGGAGAAGUUCAGCAUCUCAGCCCAUGGCAAGGAGUUGUUCGUCAAUGCCGACCUCUUCAUCGUAGCCGGCCGCCGCUAUGGGCUGGUGGGCCCCAACGGCAAGGGCAAGACCACGCUUCUCAAGCACAUUGCCAACCGCGCCCUGAGCAUCCCCCCCAACAUUGAUGUGCUGCUCUGUGAACAGGAGGUGGUCGCGGAUGAGACUCCUGCAGUGCAGGCCGUACUUCGGGCUGACACCAAGCGGCUGCAGCUGCUGGAAGAGGAGCACCGGCUGCAAGCACAGCUGGAGCAGGGGGAUGACUCGGCUGCUGAGAGGCUGGAGAAGGUAUAUGAGGAACUGCGGGCCACAGGGGCGGCAGCGGCAGAGGCCAAGGCAAGGCGGAUCCUGGCUGGCCUGGGCUUUGACCCUGAGAUGCAGAAUCGGCCCACACAGAAGUUCUCUGGGGGCUGGCGUAUGCGCGUCUCCCUGGCCAGGGCACUGUUCAUGGAGCCCACGCUGCUGAUGCUGGACGAGCCCACCAACCACCUGGACCUCAACGCUGUCAUCUGGCUCAAUAACUACCUCCAGGGCUGGCGGAAGACGCUGCUGAUCGUCUCGCAUGACCAGGGCUUCCUGGAUGACGUGUGUACGGACAUCAUCCACCUGGACGCCCAGCGGCUGCACUACUACCGGGGCAACUACAUGACCUUCAAGAAGAUGUACCAGCAGAAGCAGAAGGAGCUGCUGAAGCAGUAUGAGAAGCAGGAAAAGAAGCUGAAGGAGCUGAAGGCCGGUGGCAAGUCCACCAAGCAGGCGGAAAAGCAGACAAAGGAAGCCCUGACUCGCAAGCAGCAGAAAUGCCGGCGGAAGAACCAGGCUGAGGAGGCACCUGAGGUGCCUGAGCUGCUGAAGCGGCCCAGGGAGUACACUGUGCGCUUCACCUUUCCUGACCCCCCACCGCUCAGCCCCCCGGUGCUAGGCCUGCACGGUGUGACCUUCGGCUACGAAGGGCAGAAAGCACUCUUCAAGAACCUGGACUUCGGCAUCGACAUGGACUCGAGGAUCUGCAUCGUGGGCCCCAACGGCGUGGGGAAGAGCACGCUGCUGCUGCUGCUGACUGGCAAGCUGGCGCCGACUCGCGGGGAGAUGAGAAAGAAUCACCGGCUGAAAAUCGGCUUCUUCAACCAGCAGUAUGCGGAGCAGCUGCGCAUGGAGGAGACAGCCGCCGAGUACCUGCAGCGGGGCUUCAACCUGCCCUACCAGGAUGCCCGCAAGUGCCUGGGCCGCUUUGGCCUCGAGAGCCACGCACACACCAUUCAGAUCCGCAAGCUCUCUGGUGGGCAGAAAGCCCGGGUUGUGUUCGCAGAGCUGGCCUGCCGGGAGCCUGAUGUCCUCAUCCUGGAUGAGCCCACCAACAACUUGGACAUCGAGUCCAUCGACGCGCUGGGGGAGGCCAUAAAUGAGUACAAGGGAGCUGUGAUCAUCGUCAGCCAUGAUGCACGGCUCAUCACAGAAACCAACUGCCAGCUGUGGGUGGUGGAGGAGCAGAGCGUUAGCCAGAUCGACGGCGACUUUGAGGACUAUAAGCGGGAGGUGUUGGAGGCCCUGGGGGAGGUCAUGGUCAGCCGGCCCCGGGAGUGAGCGUUGCUCCUGGGGCCCUCGAGGCGCAGGCUGACAGCAGUGUGACCAGGAGACUCAUGCAGCGCCGCCUUUCUUUGAAGACCCGUGUGUUCUCCUGUGGCCCACUGGGCUGGCCUCCCCCUCGCCACACUCCUGAAGUCUGAGGGGACCUUCAUCCAUGGCCUUUUGCCCAGCAAGGUUGGGGGCCCUGGCCAAGCCUCCCUGGCCCAAGAGCGCUGCUGUGCUUCUCCAGGGCCCAGCGCUGACUUCGGGCACCACCGUCUCACCCUGGCUGGAGGGCCCGGGCUGAGGUGGCCGUGCCUGGAGCGACCGCCAUGACCAUCGCGGGUAUCGGCAGGAGGGAACCACUGAGCCUGUCUCCCUUCACAGGGCAGAAAUAAAGGCCCUUCAGACCAGGACAGAAAGAUGUGCUUCUCUUAGCUUCCAUCUUGGACGGCUUUGUCUCUCACCAUGCAAGCUAAGCCCACAAUUGAGGAGGUCCUCUGUCUGUCUAUAGCUAAGGGCCAUGGCACUCCCCUCCAACAGCUGGGAGGUUGCCCAGGGGCACAGCACCUGUCUGGUAAGUGCAAGGCCCAGAGUUCAGUCUAGUACCAUAAAACAAAA
Octodon degus (degu) is the source of this 3178-nucleotide messenger RNA. It is a transcript of the gene Abcf1, whose product is annotated as ATP binding cassette subfamily F member 1. The record is from RefSeq and is a predicted model, not a curated record. The transcript has 25 exons. Lineage: Eukaryota; Metazoa; Chordata; Mammalia; Rodentia; Octodontidae. The coding region runs from base 62 to 2575 and encodes 837 amino acids. Gene Ontology annotation, molecular function: ATP hydrolysis activity; ATP binding.